AUGGAAGACGACUUCGACCCGAUCAAAGCGGCAAUGUUCUUUACUACCGCUCAAGCUGAUUACACCCUUACGACCAGAAUCUCGAAACUUGGUGUCGGGCUUGUUCUCUUCCGCCUCGCGAGCGGCACAAAUAUGAGGGUAUGCCGUCCACUGACCGUGGCCUGGGGUGUCAGAGAGAGUUCAUGCCUUUCCACGUCUGUUCUGGGAACCACCGGUCGUGCGCUGUCCGGUAUAGAUGUCACAAUAAGCUGGUUCUAUGCGCUUCUUCCUAUCUAUAAGCUUUACAAGACCCAGCUUCGCCUCAAGCUCAAGAUCAUGAUCAUGGUUCUCCUCGGCCUCGGCGCCGUUAGUUCUAUUGCAAUUAUCGUCCGCGUCAAGUACCUUAUUGAUUUGAGCAGGCUAACAUCGUCCUCCGACGGCCUCGCGACCCAACAUGCCGUCGGAACUACAAGAAGGAACAAUCUACUCUAA
This is a messenger RNA of Fusarium poae, 471 nucleotides long. RefSeq lists its product as uncharacterized. The record is from RefSeq and is a predicted model, not a curated record. Bases 1 to 471 code for a protein of 156 amino acids. Lineage: Eukaryota; Fungi; Ascomycota; Sordariomycetes; Hypocreales; Nectriaceae. The transcript has 4 exons.